GUCUGCUGGCCCGAGUGUUGGAGACCCCGAGCAGCGUGACAGCGGUGUUUGGCACAGACGUGGUGCUGCCAUGCGGCUACCAGGCCACGCAGGGUGAGGCGGUGCUGCAGGUCACCUGGCUGAAGCGAGUGGACGGCGGGAAGCGCGUGGAGGUGGCAGUCCUGAAUUCGGAGCAUGGGGUCCACAUCGAGAAGGCCUACAUUGGCCGGGUGCAGCGGCAGGCGCAGGGGUCGCUGGUGAACGGCUCCAUCGUGCUGAAGAACGCGGUGCAGGCUGACGAGGGCGCCUACGAAUGCCAGCUCAUCACCUUCCCCCGGGGCAACUUCGAGUCCCGCCUGUCCCUCAAGGUUCUAGUGCCCCCAUUGCCAAUCCUGAACCUCGGGCCUCCGCUAGAGGAAGGGCAGGGCCGCACACUGGCCGCCUCCUGCACCGCUGAAGGGAAUCCCGUCCCCACCAUCACCUGGGAGACCGAAAUCCGCGGCGUUUCCAACACCCAGGAAUCCUCGCAUCCCCGCUCGGCCUCGGUCACCAGCGAGUUCUAUGUGGUCCCCGGCCGCAGCAUGCAUGGCAAGGCCUUGACCUGCGUGGUCUCGCACCCGGGGCUGCAGCACCUGAAGAGGAUCACCCACAACCUCAGUGUGGCCUGUAGGCUCAACGAGCCUCUUCCCAUGGGAGUGAUGAUCAAAGGGGACACCUUGCAGUUCCAGAGGCCCCUCAAAACUGGAGACAACGGGAUUUACAUCUGCCGAGUGUCCAACAGCUUUGCAGCCAAGGAAGUGAGGGCUGCAGUGGGCAUCAAAGAACUCCCAGCACCACAGGUGGACGUGGUCUCCAUCUCCAUGAUCGGCGUGGCCAUCAUUUCGGGGGUCUUGCUCAGCCUCCUGAUCCUGGUGGUCAUCCUCAUGACUUGCUACCACAAGCGGAAAACCAAGCGCAUCACCAAGAAAUAUGAGGAAGAACUGACUUUGACCCGGGAAAAUUCAAUCCGGCGCCUGCAUUCCAGCCACAGUACGGACACCCGGCAUCAGAUCGAAGAAAACCUUCCCCUGAGGUCGGAGAGCCGGCAAGGGAGCUUCCGCGGGGACAGCCUGUGCCGGGAGAGCCUCCGAGCGGAUAGCCUGUGCCGGGAGAGCAGGCAGGGCAGCUUCCGGACAGACAGCUUCCGGGAAACCAGCCUUUGCUCAGUGAUGGGAGAAGAUGCCGAGGGACGCAGCUACUCAACCUUGUCCACCGUCCGGGAAAUCGAGACCCAGACUGAGCUUCCCCCGCCGCCCCCGACUCCGGUCCCAGAAGAUCAGGCGGAGGAGAAGGAGAAAGAGAAGGAGAAAGAGAAAGAAGAAGAGGAAGAGCGAAAUGACGAAAACAAUAUCAAGCAAGCAAUGACUCACUUUGUUCAAGAGAAUGGCACCCUCCGUGCGAAGCCCACCUCCAACGGCAUCUACAUCAAUGGACGGGGACACCUGGUCUGACACUUGUCCAUCUCCCGGCCAGUUUCCCAGGUCCGAGCCAGCUCUGAGCCCUCAUCCUAACUGCUUGCUGGGACCUUUUUUGGGGGGGAAGUGGGAGGCCAAGCGCCCUUGAGACUCAGGUCCUCUCCUUCUGAGCCACCCGGCCUCAGGCUGCCCACCUUGGGAUCUCCUGAAGCCCUCCUUCCUUCUUCCCAAGACUUUGGCCAACGUAGAAGCCAACUUCUCCUCCAGCGUGGAAGUGAGAUCCUGAAGAUGCUCAGAAGCCACUUCAGGAACUGGGAGAGUCCCCUUCCCCACCCACUCCCAACUGGUCUGGGCUGCCUCUUUGUGCGAAUUCAUUCUGGAGUCUUUUGUAGCCAGGUAGGACUCAGGUUGUGGGGAUGGACAAAGCUUUGGAGAAGGACAAGUGAGACCCUUCGGGGCUCUUCAGGUGACUCGGCUGGGCUCAGGGGCAAAACCAUACAAACUCCUGCAUCUUUUAUAGUAAUUAUUACACUUACUGUUGUCGUUGUUGCGAUGGCCCUUGGUCCAUCCUGGGCAAAAGUUUCCCACAGGCCACCAGCAGUUAAAAAGAUGAGCUCCAUUUUAAUUAUUAUUUUUAUUUGUAUUAUUAAUACGAACUGGGCAAGGAAUGUUUCUACUAUAAGCUUCAAGGGCUUUCCAGAAAAUGCUGAAGAAAGAAUCUGGAGACCCAACGGAAGUCCUAUUUCCAGACCUUCUACUGGGUCAACGAUGUUGAAUAAUG
Messenger RNA from Thamnophis sirtalis, 2214 nucleotides. NCBI's taxonomy places the organism in Eukaryota, Metazoa, Chordata, Lepidosauria, Squamata, Natricidae. The record is from RefSeq and is a predicted model, not a curated record.